AUGAUGAAUAGUAUUGAUGUGAACACCAGUAUAGGAGUAGUGAGGGGUCGGACACUACAUGUGUUGACCACAAAUGUGGACCAAUUUCUGGGCAUUCCUUACGCCGAACCCCCGGUCGGCAAACUUAGGUUCGCAAAACCCGAACCUAUUAUAAAGCCAUUCCCCGAUAUAAUUGAUGCGACAAAACCCAAGCACUUAUGUAUACAGGGGUCGUCUGGACUACCUUUCCUUCCGGACACAGUUCAGAGUGAAAACUGUCUGGUGCUUAAUAUAUGGACAACAAAUACCACAGCAUUAAAGCCAGUGAUGUUUUGGAUACACGGAGGGAGUCUUAAUGUGGGCUCAAUAUUUAACGAGUGGUUUAAUGGUAGUGUUUUGGCCACACAUGACGUGGUAAUUGUCUCAACAAACUAUAGGUUAGGACCGUUGGGUUUCCUAUACGGGGAUCGGGAGGACGCGCCCGGAAAUGUCGGACUCUAUGAUCAGUUAUUGGCUCUCAAAUGG
This is a messenger RNA of Medioppia subpectinata, 504 nucleotides long. The record is from the annotation of a GenBank genome assembly. Lineage: Eukaryota; Metazoa; Arthropoda; Arachnida; Sarcoptiformes; Oppiidae.